UUGAGGGUUCCCCCGUUUGAAGUUAAUAAUGAUUGCAAAUAUUUCACUGUACCUGAUGAGCACCGCAGUGAGGGUGUUGAGAAUGCUGACUUUGUGCUCUACGUGGCAGCCGGUACCAGAGACCCGUUUGGUGUUACUUGUGCCGUGGAAAAUUCAACGGGUCGUCCAAUCGUUGGAGCAAUGAAUUACGUUCCCCAAUUACAGGAUGGCAUUCGGUUUGAUGUUCGCCGUGUUGCACGCGAGAUUGCACACGCACUGGGAUUCAGUUUUGUAGAGAUGGAGAAGAAAGGCAUUGUGACCGAAGUGGAGCUCCGUGGCGAGAAACGUAAGGUGGUGAGCUCCACAAAGACAGUGGAAAAAGCACAAAAACACUACAAUUGUUCUAAUUUGAAGGGAAUGGAACUAGAGGUUUACAGUUACGGUACACAAUAUCACUGGGCAAGGCGCAUUGCGAAGGAUGAGUUGAUGGCCCUGUCGUACUUCAAUAACGGCGGUUAUUACACAGCACUCACAAUGGCAUUAUUUGAGGAUCUGCAGUACUACAAGGCAAACUGGGGAAUGGAGGAACAAAUGAGCUGGGGGAAUCAGAGUGGAUGUGACUUUCUUCAGGAAAGGUGCAUGGAGAAGAAUAAUAAAGUACGGUAUCCCGAAUAUUUCUGUAAUGAAACGAUUUUUCGAUGCACGUCAGACCGCAUUGCGUAUUCUUCUUGCCAUGUACCAUCCAGUAUGUAUCUUGAGAAUAAAGACAUUUGUCGAGUAACUGAGAAUUAUGGUUCUGUUGAUGUUGAUAACAAAACUGUAUAUCUGCCGCUUGCUCUUUGUACUGAUAAUAAGACUGAUACCGUUAAACUCCCUGGAUCAAUUAUGGGACCUGAUUCAUGGUGUCUGGAUGCUGAACUGACAGUUAAGGGCGACGCUGCUAGUGCAAUUUUGAACCAGAAUGGUGUGUGUGCACGGGUGUUGUGUGACUAUGAGAAGCGAACAGUUAAGGUGCAGUACAAGGGUAGCAACACAUUUACAGAAUGUUCCGAAGGUUCCUCAAUCGAUGUCAAAUCUUCUGUGUUCGAAAGCGGUAAGAUCAAGUGCCCCAAGUACGAUGAGGUGUGUACCAUCGCAUACAACGGCAGCAGUCAUGUUCCAUUUGUUGUUAAUCGACCUCCAGCAGCAACGGCAGAAGAAUCCGCAUCAUUUGGGGACACAUCUGUGCAGGGAGAUCAGGGAAAUAACGGUACCACUAUUAAUUCACGCAGCAGAAGGGAUACUACUGCUGUUACUUCUUCCACAACUUCCAAUAACACUCAGGCUGCUGCCGCUGCAGGUGUGACCUCACCAAGUGGAGAAGAGAAUGCAAACACCAAUGCGCUGUCACAAUAUCCAGGG
This is a messenger RNA of Trypanosoma theileri, 1380 nucleotides long. Its product is annotated as surface protease GP63. Lineage: Eukaryota; Euglenozoa; Kinetoplastea; Trypanosomatida; Trypanosomatidae. Gene Ontology annotation, biological process: proteolysis; cell adhesion. Gene Ontology annotation, cellular component: membrane; cytoplasm. Gene Ontology annotation, molecular function: metalloendopeptidase activity. The transcript has a single exon. The record is from RefSeq and is a predicted model, not a curated record. The annotation marks the transcript as partial.